GAAUUGCAAAAAGAUCAGGAUUUAAAAUACAAGAAACAAAAUGCCUCAAUGAAGGACAGAUUAUUAUUGUUGGCAAUAAAGAAUGUGAAAUUCAAAACAAAUUAAAUGAAGGUGAUUUUACAUCUGGAAAAUGCUUCUUGGGAAAGAAUAAAGAAAUUGAAACAAGCCAUUUAUCAAAAUCACAAUGUUCUGCUAAAUCAUUUGUAUUACCUGUUAAGAAUUAUAUUAAAAAUAAUAAAUGUAUGAAGCCAAUAAAUUCUUUAUAUGCAAACACUGUUGAUAAAUUCAUCAUGCCGCAUCCAAGUAAUAGUCAUCAGUGGUUAUAUAACAAAAAACAACUUCCUACAACUGAUGUUAUCAUUGAUCCAAAAUUGACUGCUGUACUUCGACCUCAUCAGAAAGAAGGAGUAAUUUUUCUGUAUGAAUGCAUUUUAGGAUUUAGAGAUUAUGGUGGUCUUGGUGCUAUUCUUGCUGAUGAGAUGGGAUUGGGAAAAACAUUACAAUGUAUAACUUUAGUAUGGACAUUAUAUAAACAAGGACCAUAUGGAGGAAUUCCUAUAUUGAAGAAAAUAUUAAUUAUUACUCCGAGUAGUUUAGUAAAAAACUGGCUAAAAGAAUUUAAAAAAUGGCUUGGAUUUGAUAAGUUAUCAGUUUUUGCUGUUGACCAACAAAAUAAAAUCCAGGAAUUUCUUCAUUCACGAUUAUCUCCAGUUCUGCUUAUAUCUUAUGAAAUGUUUGUUCGUAAUUAUGAACUUUUAUCAGAUGUGAAUUUUGAUCUUAUUAUCUGUGAUGAAGGACAUAGACUGAAAAAUAUAAAUAUUAAAACAACAAAUUUAUUGAUGGGCUUACAGACUCCUAGACGUAUACUUCUGACAGGAACACCGAUUCAGAAUGAUUUGAAAGAAUUUUAUUCAAUUGUUGAGUUCUGUAAUCCUGGUAUUUUAGGUUCACCAUCUCAGUUUCAUAGAAUUUUUGAAGAACCAAUAAUUCAGAGUAGACAACCCAAUGCAACUGCAGAAGCAAAAUGUCUUGGAAAAGACAGGGCUCAAGAGUUGUUUUCUCUUACUAGUUCAUUUGUAUUACGAAGAACACAAGAAAUCAUCAAUAAAUACCUUCCAACAAAAUUGGAACAAGUAGUAUUUUGUCCCACAUCACCUUUACAAGCUGAAUUAUAUUCUGAAAUAUUAGGAUGCAAAUCAGUGAGAGCUUGUUUGACUUCUUUUUCAACUGUUGAUACAGGCCAUCAUCUUAUGUGCAUAACUGCUCUCAGAAAGUUAUGUAAUCAUCCAUUGUUAUUAUAUUUAAAAUCUACAGAAGCUGAAGAAACAAAUAUUUGUAAUACAGUAAAGGAUGCAUUAUAUCAAGAAAUUUCAUCAAGUUUUCCAAAAGAUUUUGAAAAUGUAAAUUUAUCAGUUACGUCAGGAAAAUUAAAAGUAGUUUCUCAAUUAUUAGAAAGUAUGUUUGCUGAUAGUCGAAAAGAAAAAAUAGUUUUGGUUUCUCAUUUUACUCAAACUUUAGAUAUUUUACAGAAAUAUUGUAGACUUAAAGGAUACAGCUUUGUAAGAUUAGAUGGUUCAACACCAGCUUCCAGUCGACAGAAUAUUGUAGAUAGUUUCAAUUCACCAUAUUCUAAUCAUUUUCUAAAGCUGGUGGAGUUGGAUUAAAUUUAAUUGGAGCAUCUAGAAUUCUGCUUUAUGAUAUUGAUUGGAAUCCAGCAAACGAUCUGCAAGCAAUGGCUCGUGUUUGGCGAGAUGGACAGAAGAAACGAGUUUUUAUUUACAGAUUAAUUA
Centruroides sculpturatus (bark scorpion) is the source of this 1790-nucleotide messenger RNA. Its product is annotated as DNA repair and recombination protein RAD54B-like. The transcript has 14 exons. Gene Ontology annotation, cellular component: nucleus. Gene Ontology annotation, molecular function: ATP-dependent chromatin remodeler activity; ATP binding; DNA translocase activity. The record is from RefSeq and is a predicted model, not a curated record. Gene Ontology annotation, biological process: reciprocal meiotic recombination; double-strand break repair via homologous recombination. NCBI's taxonomy places the organism in Eukaryota, Metazoa, Arthropoda, Arachnida, Scorpiones, Buthidae. The coding region runs from base 243 to 1664 and encodes 473 amino acids.